AUGCGAAGCUUCAGUUGCGUGGAUGCGAGCGUCGGUCUCUCUGAUCAAGGCGAAAAAUCAUGCAAUCCUACAACAUAUCGAAGUACAUACGACUCUCCUCUAGCAUACAAACUUCUCAUCGGGCUGAAUUCCAUUGUCGUAUGCCUUGCUUUUUUCAUUUAUUCUUUCUGUGCGAGAGGUUAUGACAUCGAAUGUGGCGAAGGCAGACAAGACAAUUAUCUUCAACUUGCCCUCAAUGGUUUCAGAAAUAAAAUCAAAGGUAUGUGUAUAUGUAAAAUCUUUACAGUGAAGCAUCAAGUACUAAGUCAGUUUUAUGUGGUUACUGAUUAAGCUUUGACAAGAAUGAAUAUAAUAAAAGCCCACUUUCUUUAAAUAAACGCCUCGCAUCUAGGCCUGUUUCAUACGUAGAAUUUAAUUUAAGAUUACAUAUUGAAUUCACUUCAUGAUUAUCAAUCAUCGACUACACAGAAAUAGAAACCAAGCCAAGGAUCAGAAACAAACGUCAAUUAAUUGAGGAUUAAUUCGCCACAACGACGUCGUAUAUAUGAAACGAAACGACGCACUAUGAACGUUGUUAUUCGUCUGACCAUGACGGGUAAAACGCUUGGACAAAUUUAAUUCACCCGACGAAUUUAAUUCCUUCUAUACGACGCACUAUACCGUCGCAUUUAAAUUUAGACGAUGGUGCGACGUACAUGCAGUAUGAAACAGGUCCUGGCCGAAGUUAUGUUUUCACCAGUCAAAGGAUAAAUAUAUGUAAUAAAUUUGAAAUAUCACAAACAGUCUAGUCUCAAAUAUUCGGUUUCAAAAUUGCUAUUCAGAGUUUUGUUUACUUUAUUCUAUGAAAUCACAAGCAGGAAACAAUUUACAUGUAGGUUGAAUAAUGAAAUUUAAACAUAAAAUAUCAUAAAAUAUUUCUGUAGGAAACGAUAUUAAAUGGAUAAAAAGGUCUGUUGUGCACCGAAAAGUUCUAGAAGAUCUCGUGAAAAAGUUAAAAUACAAGCCACAUACAGUCAAGACAAUCGGAGUGUACAAGGUCUGUUUUGAAGACCAUUUUCGCAUUGGAUGUGGAAGCAAUGGUACAGAAGUCUUUGUUGGCCUUGGUACAGACGGUGUUGAAGUUGCAAUAAAACGCCUGAAAUCGGACUUCAGUUAUUUAGGCGAGAACGAAAAAAACAUGAUGAAUUCGCAGAGGUUGAAAGACAAUCCCAAUGUUUUGACGUACCGUUUUCACACAGAGGGUAGGCAGUAUGUUUAUCUCAUUACCAAUUUAGAAGAGGAAAGCUUGAACCAAUUCGUACGCUCGACAGCACGUAGUCUCGACGAGUUACAAAAGAAAGGUCCUACUAUUUUAAAGCAAAUCCUGUUGG
This is a messenger RNA of Paramuricea clavata, 1370 nucleotides long. The record is from the annotation of a GenBank genome assembly. NCBI's taxonomy places the organism in Eukaryota, Metazoa, Cnidaria, Anthozoa, Malacalcyonacea, Plexauridae.